AUGCAUUUCUUCACUACCCUCACUUUCAUAUUCUUGCAUCUUCUGCCUGCCUCUGCCUUCCCAGCGAAGGUUCCUCGUGGCACGAAAAUUUCCCUCGCCAAACGCGCCACCUUGGCUGGCCCAGAUGGCGCGGUUGACAUCACUGCCGUGCAGAGGCACUUCGCCUAUGCUACCUCGAAAAUCCAAAGUGGCUUCGCCACCUACGAGCAAAACACGGGCGAGGCUCAUCCACUCGCAUCCGCACCUAGCCAGUACAAACGGGCGGACAGUGUCGUCCUGUAUACGGACAUGGAUGGGCAAAUGUGGCAGGGCGCCAUCUCCGUCGGUACACCGCCGCAAAAUUUCAGCGUCGACUUCGACACGGGGAGCAGCGACCUCGUGCUGCCCGGGCCGCUGUGCAACGAGAACUGCGAGGGCCACCAGUACUACCACCCUGACCAGAGCUCGACGUCGCACGACAUAUAUCGUGCGUUCAACCUCUCUUACGGCGAUGGAUCGAAUGCCCGGGGAGAUAUCUACCACGACACCAUCCGUGUCGCCGGCCUGACUGCCCACACUGGCUCCGUCGGUUCUGCCGAGACAUACUCGGACGGCUUCGCGCCCUGGAACUUCUACCCCGACGGCCUCAUGGGCAUGGCGUUCAGUGCUCUGUCCAAAUUUGGGUCUGGAUCUGAGUCUGUCUUCCAAACCCUGAUGGACCAGCACCAGACCAAAGAGGGCGUCUUCGCCUUCAAGCUCAUUGACAAUGGCAACUCCGAGCUCUCGGUCGGCAGCAUCGAUCAAUCCGCUGGCGCCGGCGAUUUGACCUACACGCCAGUAACCCAUCAGGCAUACUGGCAGGUCCAGAUGGACGGUGUGGCUGUCGGCGGGAACAGCACGCUUGGCAACCUGUCUGCCAUCAUCGAUACGGGCACCACACUGAUCAUCGGCGACGCCGCGAACGUGGGCAAGCUAUAUGCCUCCAUUCCCGGUGCGAAAAACGCAACCAGCGCGGGUGCUGGCUUCUACACCGUGCCCUGCAACGCCAUGCCUGACGUCAGCUUCACGUUCGGCGGAAAGCCGUUCCACAUCUCGAAGGACUUGUUCAGCCUUGGCCCAGUCAGCCAUGGCUCAUCAGAUUGCCUCGCCUCAGUGGUGGGAACAAGUGAUCAAAAAUUUUGGAUUGUGGGAGACCGCUUCCUGCAAAACGUAUAUACUGUAUUCGACAUGCAAGGACUUCGAGUUGGUUUCGCUGAGCUAUCAUGA
Messenger RNA from Postia placenta MAD-698-R-SB12, 1245 nucleotides. RefSeq lists its product as hypothetical. The transcript is spliced from 4 exons. Gene Ontology annotation, biological process: proteolysis. Gene Ontology annotation, molecular function: aspartic-type endopeptidase activity. The record is from RefSeq and is a predicted model, not a curated record. NCBI's taxonomy places the organism in Eukaryota, Fungi, Basidiomycota, Agaricomycetes, Polyporales, Adustoporiaceae. Bases 1 to 1245 code for a protein of 414 amino acids.